AUGCAAUCCGUGGCCAUAAACAACGUGGCGGACAUCAGCGUGAUUGUGGGGUACUUCCUCUGCGUCGUCGGCGUCGGCGUUUGGUCGAUGUUUCGGACCAAUCGGGGCACAGUGGGCGGGUACUUCCUGGCCGGGCGCUCGAUGACCUGGUGGCCCGUGGGGGCGUCGCUGUUCGCCAGUAACAUCGGCAGUGGGCACUUUGUGGGUUUGGCGGGAACAGGAGCGGCCAGUGGCAUCGCCGUCGGGGGCUUCGAGUGGAACGCCCUGUUCAUAGUCCUGCUCCUGGGUUGGGUGUUCGUGCCGGUCUACCUCACUGCGGGGGUGAUCACGAUGCCGGGUUACCUGAAGAAGAGGUUUGGAGGCUCCAGGAUCAGCCUGUACUUGUCCGUCAUCUCUCUGUUCCUCUACAUCUUCACCAAAAUAUCAGUGGACAUGUUCUCCGGGGCCGUGUUCAUUCAGCAGGCUCUGGGGUGGAACAUCUACAUCUCUGUGAUCGCUCUGCUCAUCAUCACCGCCCUCUACACCAUCACAGGAGGUCUGGCGGCUCUGAUGUACACAGACACAGUGCAGACGUUUGUGAUCAUCGCUGGAGCCUGCGUCCUCACCGGGUUCUCGUUCUCGGAGGUGGGCGGGUACAGCGAGCUCGUGCGCAGGUAUCCUCUGUCUCUGCCUGUCAACCGCUCGUCUCUGGACCCUGAGCGGUACCACGUCGCCCCCUUGUGUUACACUCCGCGCGCUGACGCCUUCAGUCUCCUGCGCGACGCCUCCACCGGAGACCUGCCCUGGCCCGGAGUCCUGCUCGGGAUCGCCAUCGUGGGAGGGUGGUACUGGUGCACGGACCAGGUGAUAGUCCAGAGGUGUCUUGCCGCUCGCAGUCUCACAGACGUUAAGGCCGGCUGUAUUCUCUGUGGGUACCUCAAAGUCCUGCCCAUGUUCCUGAUGGUGUUCCCCGGGAUGAUCAGCCGUGUUCUGUACCCAGAUGAGGUUGGCUGCGUGGUGCCGGAGCUCUGUCGGCAGGUCUGUGGCACUGAGGUGGGCUGCAGUAACAUCGCCUACCCCAAACUCGUGGUGACCAUCAUGCCCAACGGUCUGCGCGGGCUGCUGUUAGCCGUGAUGCUAGCUGCGCUCAUGUCCUCGUUGGCCUCCAUCUUUAACAGCAGCAGUACACUCUUCACUCUGGACAUCUGGACCAGGCUCCGCCCCCGAGCGACAGAGAGAGAGCUGCUCAUCGUGGGCAGAGUGUGGGUGCUGUGUAUCGUAGCGGUCAGUAUCUGCUGGAUCCCUGUGGUCCAGGCGUCUCAGAGUGGACAGCUCUUCGACUACAUCCAAUCAGUGUGCAGCUACCUGGCCCCGCCCAUCGCCGGCGUCUUUCUGCUCGCCGUGUUCAUCAAGAGAGUCAACGAGAAGGGGGCGUUCUGGGGUCUGAUGGGAGGUUCCAUUUACAAACAUCAGUCCAGUGACACUGAGAGAAAUCUGGACGUGGGCGUGGCCUGUGACGCAGACUCUGGGAUAAACGCGCUCUGUUCUCAGAUUAACUCCUCGUUCACCAAACCCUCAGAGGAGAUCUUCAUCGCUCCUCCUCCUUCCUCCUCCUCCUCCUCUUCCUCUGCCGCCGUGAACGGAGCUCCGCCCUGCACCAUCCCCCCCCUGCUGCCGCCUCCUCCAGCACCUCCUCAGGCCACGUCGACCUGGGUGCAGCCGGACGCGCCUCUGCAGUCUCCUCCCCACGCCGCCUCCUCUUCCGCUCCUCUCGGCCACAAACGGACCCCGUCUGAAGCUGAGCGCUGGCUGGAGGAGGUGUCUAAAGCCGUGAAGGCCCAGCAAACUCCUCCCCCCGCCCCCGCGUCUGUCCAUUCCGCACCUGUGCUCCACCCUACGCCCGUCAGCUCCGCCAUCACCGCUGUUCCAACCAGUGUUCCAACCAUUCCCACCAUCCCUGGACCUCCGUCGACCCUCUCCAAAGCGUUACCUCCUCUCUCAGGACAACCACAAACUCCUCUUCCACCUCUUCCUCCUCUCUCCCUCCCCUCCGUCCCGUUAAUCCCCGCUCCUCCCAUCACCGGACCUCCGAUGUCACUCCCCUCGAUGUCGGUUCCAACCAUGUCCGGUCCGAGCAUGUCCGGCGCUCCCAUGAUCCAACCAGGUCCACUCCCGAGCACGAUGCAACCUUUUCCGUUAGCGUUCGAUGCUAAUCCUGCUCCUGUGGGGAUUUUCGGAAGUCCACCGGUCCAACCCGCGUUCGUCCCGAUGCAGACGUACAUGCCGGGUUUGGCUAGCAGCAUGACGUACCCAAAUGUGGUACCCAUUGUGGGAAUCACGCCGUCGCAGAUGGUGGCUAACGUCUUUUGCACCGCUACUCCUCCUUCGUCUUCAACCAAAAUCGGAGCGGGCAACGUGACUCACUCCUACGCGUCUCCGCCCCACUCUGCCGGAUUUGCGUCGCCAGCUUUUCCCGCUUCGAGUAACGGCGUCGCGGGGCUAGCAAACGGAUCAAACGCUAGCGGGAGCACGGUUAGCGCGACCGCAUGGCCGCCGGAGGGAAGCCAGCUAACGACGAGCACAGUGAAUCCGCCAGAAGAUGACCGGUUUGAGGCGAAGUGGGCGGCGCUAGAGACCAAACCUGGGACGAAUGCUAACAGUGCUACAAAUGCUGCUGCUAACGCUACUGCUAAUGCUGCUGCUGCUAACCCUUUUUCCAAUAACCUGCAGAAGACUUUUGAAAUCGAGCUCUAAAAUCGCGUCUCCCAUAGCAACGUCCGGCACUACGUUUCUUAUUACGGGAUGAAAAAUGGAACUUUAGAUCUGGCGGCGUCCAUCACCGCGGCAACAGCGAGAAAAGCUUUCUACGGAUUUAAAGGUGCAGUUUGUAGAUUUUGUCGUUUCAUUUAUUUCUUGCGUUCUGACUUUAUUUACAAGCUUAUAAUUAACAAAACGGGUCGCCACAGCUGAGACGUGGCCGCCGAUAUUUGGAAACGGCAAUUCAAACACAAUCGUCCAAUCAGAUUUGUUCAUUUCAGUGACGCGUGUGAAACGAAGCAGCUCAUUGGUCGCUCGUUAUUCACAAACAAAAUGACAUUUCCCUCUCGUCAGAUUCACAGUUCAGUCCUUCGCUCACUGAUUCUGCCGCAAUCCUCCAUGUUUUUCCAGUCCCGCCAUAUUUUUGCCCGUUCUUUCUUCCUCGUAAGCCGCCAUUUUUGUUUUGACACGGACAGACCGCGCGUGUCCCUGAUUGGCUGAUCCACCUGUCAAUCACGCCCAUCUGAACACGGCGAGAUUCAGCAAUGACCAGACUCGCAUUUUCAGGAAGUAAAACCACUUCUACAAACCGCACCUUUUCAAAUCUGAUCUUUCCAGCUGCCGGCGGCGGACGCUAGCUUAAACUUGACAAACUAGACUCGCGCUUUUGGACCUACGUUUCUUGCUUUACUUCCUGCGGUCCCUGAUGUAUGGAUGUACCGUGAGAGCGCCCCCUAGAGGACCUCGCACGCUUUUCUUUCUUUAAAUGGGACUUUGAAAGAUCCAUUCCACUAGAUUUUCCUUUUCACCGGACCCUGAGUGGCCGCAGCGCACGAGACUGACGAUUAGGAGCUUUAGAGAUGUACGGCCAAAUGUAUUUUAUUUAUUUUUGAGUUUUAUGAAUGAAAUUUUUAAUGCAGUGUUUAAGAUUUCUAUUAUUUUUUAUCCCCUAUUUAUUUUAUUUUAAUCAUGAGAAUGAGGGAAAUCGCUCUGACAGCAUGAAUGACGACUUUAACCAAAUAACACGGGCCUUGGGCUACACAGACUGACGCUAAAGUUCAUAUUUACAGUUUGUGUUUUUGAUGGAAAAUGCUGUCUUCCAUAUUUGACCUAGCCUUUCAUGUCUCUGGGUUAAACCUGCAUUUGACCCAUUAUUCAAAGUCUCUGGGACCAGAUCUGAGCCAGGAUCCUGGGAAAUCUGAGAACUAGCGAGGCUGUUGAAGGUGCAGGCCUCUUCCCGCGCGCAUCGAACUUGUUGCUAACGCUAGCGGGGGGGAAAAAAGGCGCCUCAUUGUUGUGCUAUUAACGUUCUUAUCUUGAUUUAGGGGCAAAAUAGUGAAAUAAAAACCCCAGGAUCAUGCAGAGCGGGUAAAUAUGAGCAGCUCAAAGGAACCACUUCGCAAACAUGCUACGCGACGGCUAGCACGUUAGCAAUUUUUUUUGUACAGUUUAUGGGCAGGAUCCAUGUCAGGUUUUGCGCAUGUUUUAGAUUGAAUCAAAGGAAACCCACACAGACACAGGGAGAACAUGCAAACUCCACGUUGUAAAACCCUGGACUCCCUCACUGUAAGGUUAACCACUCUGCCACUGAUUGGGCUGCAUGAAAAAACACGGAUAUAGAAUUGGCUGAACCAGGACAGUAGAGGAAGAGACGGCACGGUUCAGUCCUGAAGACCCGGUUCAGACCUGGUUCAGACCUGGUUCAGUCCUGGUUCAGACCUGGUUCAGACCUGGUUCAGACCUGGUUCAGACCUGGUUCAGACCUGGUUCAGUCCUGGUUUAGUCCUGGUUUAGUCCUGGUUCAGACCUGGUUCAGACCUGGUUUAGUCCUGGUUUAGUCCUGGUUCAGACCUGGUUCAGACCUGGUUUAGUCCUGGUUCAGACCUGGUUUAGUCCUGGUUUAGUCCUGGUUUAGUCCUGGUUCAGACCUGGUUCAGACCUGGUUUAGUCCUGGUUUAGUCCUGGUUUAGUCCUGGUUUAGUCCUGGUUUAGUCCUGGUUCUGUUCAGUGUACAUAUGGCAUGUUUGUUUUCUCUUAAACUGCAGACGAGGGCUUCAGGUUCCCUCCGACGUUCGAGACUCAGCACAAAACGAGUAAAGCACCAAAAAACAUCACUGUGCACAACCACAGGGUACCACGGUAACCACGGUAACCACUGUGCACACCCUCACAGCGACAGGGUACCACGGUAACCACUGUGUCACAACAAACCAGUCUAUCCAAAUGAGGAAGAGGAAAAGGAAGGAAGGGAGGAAAGGAAGAGUCAUUAAGAUCCUGUGAGGUUUAAGUCAUUCACACACGUUUGAGUCACACUUUAUUAUUAGUCUGUCACAUCUCCAAACCUCAAAACGCUCUGUCCCACCUCGUGAUGUCAUCAAGUGGUAGUUUUCAAGUUAACUCUUCCUCCUUUUACCUUUAGUUCAGUCGAGAUCAGUGGCAACUCCAGAAAUUGGCUGAAAUGAUUCUAUAAAUGAAGGUGUGUGGAGUUUAAAAACACAGCGGAGCACUUCCUGUAUCACCACACGAUGACAUCACGAGGUGGAACAGAGCGUUUUCAGUUUGAGUUUGGCAGAUGUGGACACGGCCUUAUAUCUGUCUGAAGGGAGGAGCUAACUACACCGAAACUCUAAACAGCUAUUGUCUCCAGUUUCACCCUUAAUGGCCCUAUUCAACCUUUAAUGACCCCACUAUUGUUCUCUUUGUUUCAUUUGUUUGCUUUGGGUCUGUGGGUGGAGUUAUAGACGGGGGAGGGAUGAUGUCUGGGGCCCCUGUUACUGUUUAAGGAAGGAUUGUCUUUCCGAAACAAAAAUAGCUUCUUUAAGGC
This is a messenger RNA of Periophthalmus magnuspinnatus, 5560 nucleotides long. It is a transcript of the gene slc5a2, whose product is annotated as solute carrier family 5 member 2. Gene Ontology annotation, molecular function: D-glucose:sodium symporter activity. Gene Ontology annotation, biological process: sodium ion transport; transmembrane transport. NCBI's taxonomy places the organism in Eukaryota, Metazoa, Chordata, Actinopteri, Gobiiformes, Gobiidae. Gene Ontology annotation, cellular component: plasma membrane. The record is from RefSeq and is a predicted model, not a curated record.